UUGUGUCUGAGGGUCCGGUUCGCUCACUCGUGCGCGCACUCACCGUUUUGCCGUGGCUAGAAUCCAUUCGCGUUUCACCACCACCGGGGAGCCACUGCCGAUGUGUUGUUGCUGGACGGGAAAUCUGAAAAUCGUUUCUGCCGUCAAACGAUGCGACACUGCAUUCGGCUCGAUUAAAUUGCACCGUUGUGCACGGGUGGUCCCAAAAAGGAAACUUGAAGUAGAGUGUGUUCAGUGAAUGUUUACAUAUCUCUCAGCAUAUCUGAGUCCAGGCGUGUGAUAAAGCGUCCAAAGUGUGUGUGUGUGUUUGAGUGUGGGAGUGUCUGUGUGAAUUUAUCUGCUAUCUGGAGUGCUGCAACCCAUUGUCGAAGGUGCCGCAAAGUUGACAACAUCGCAUCGCGCGCAAUAGUGCUACCAAAGUCACGUGGUGCUUGAAACUCGGGCAAAUCCUGCCUCACUAAUCCGGGCGGUCGUUUGUUGCUGGCGGUGGCGAGCUAUUGUGGUCUACAGAAGAAGUGUGUGUGUGUGCUGUGUGUAUCUGUGUGUCACGAGUGGCAUCAAAAUAGGGCAUGCGAAUGUGUUGAGUGCAGGAAACAGUGCAGGAAGGGCUUCCGUCGCGCUAUACAGUUGAGUUGCAGCAGCGUAUGCACAGCACGCGGCUUUCGCCGCAUUCUGCUGCCAGUGGAGUGUGGGGCUCUUGAAGCUGGCUCCGGGUGUUAAUGCGUCGCCGAGCGUGAAUGUGAGCUGCGCAAGGAAGCAUCGGUUCGUGUCCGAACGCACAAGGAAUAGGUCGCGGUAGCGGUGUGCUGCAAGAAAUUGCCAUUAAAGCGCUUCGAUCGGCUUAGGCGGCGGUCUUCGUCGAGCGAAAAGUCAUCGGCCACCGUUCGGGUUCCUGUGCCAGCGGUGCAUCCUGCCACCGGCGCCCAUCACGCCAUCACCCACCGUAGCUUCCUUGCCCCUUGCUUCCCUUCCUCGCGCCCAAUCUCCUUCCCAAUCUCCUGAGCAGCCCACCCUCCCCGAGUUCGAGUGUCCCAUCCGGCGGUGCGUUUUUUUGCGGAUUUCGGAAAACGAAAGGAGGAGGAGGAACGGGAACGGGAGCGGACCGCGGCAGCGGCGGCCCACCACUGCCGCCGGGACCAUCCGCACCACUGCCAGCACCAUCACCACCAUCAGCAUCUUCACCGUCAUCCCCAUUCAACCCCUCCGGCUGGCUCCCCUUCCUCCGGGUCUUUAUCGCUUGCGUCAUCGCCCUCCACACCCCCAUCCCCGGCUAGCUUACCGCCGACGGCCGCUUCUGGUGGGGAGCCGGCGAAGCAGCACCGCACGACCACCGCCGGGCUGUUGCGGUCCGCGCGCGACAGCUUCAUAGGGCGGAGGCAGCCCCAGCAGCGCAGCAGCGGAGCAGUGGCGGCCUGCAGCAGCAGCACGGUCGGCACCGCAGAACCACCACCGCCCACCGUCACCUCGCCGCUGCUCGCGAAAGCGAAGGAAAGGUGCAAACUGUUCAGCAUGCAGCGCCAACAGUACCAACACUGCCACUCACAGUCCAUCGAGAUGGACGUUUACGACACGGAAGGUGAACCCACCGAUGAUCAACCCUUCGUGUCGAAAGGAGAUAAAAUCGAUACAAAUCUGUACCUUUACUCGGAUGACAUUCAGGAACGUCCCCAUGUCACCACGCUCAUUUCGUCCCUGGCAAACUACUCGAAUACGAUCGCACCGGCACCGACGGAUCCCGAUGCCAAACCAGCACCUGCCGCCGCCCGCAUGGGCACACUCAUCGGUGUCUACCUGCCGUGCAUACAGAACAUUUUCGGUGUCAUUUUAUUCAUCCGUUUAACCUGGGUUGUCGGUACGGCUGGAGCCAUAUUCGGGUUUUUAAUCGUAUUAUGCUGUUGCUGUGUGACGAUGUUGACUGCCAUCUCCAUGUCGGCUAUCGCCACGAACGGGGUGGUACCGGCGGGCGGCAGCUAUUUCAUGAUAUCGAGAUCGCUGGGGCCCGAGUUUGGUGGCGCUGUCGGGAUGUUGUUCUACACGGGAACAACUUUAGCAGCCGCCAUGUACAUAGUCGGUGCGGUAGAGAUCGUACUGACGUACAUGGCACCCUGGCUCUCAAUAUUCGGCGACUUCACCAAGGACGCAUCGGCAAUGUAUAACAACUUCCGCGUCUACGGUACCGGUCUGCUGUGCGUGAUGGGUCUGAUCGUGUACGUUGGUGUAAAGUUCGUGAACAAAUUCGCCACCGUCGCGCUGGCCUGUGUCAUCUUCUCGAUCAUCGCUGUCUACGCUGGCAUUUUCGAUAACAUCGAUGGAAACGAUAAACUAUUCAUGUGCGUGCUAGGAAAGCGAUUGCUGAAGGACGUUGCCGUCGCCAACUGCUCGAAGGAUGAGGGCGGUGUGCUGUGGAACUACUUCUGCGCCUCCGGCGAAUGUGAUCCCUACUUCAAAGAGCAAAACGUUUCGCUGGUGCGCGGCAUCAAGGGGCUGAAGAGUGGUGUCUUCUUCGACAACUUGUUCCCAUCUUUCCUGCAGGAAGGGCAGUACAUUGCGUACGGUAUGGAUCCGGAGCACAUUGAACCACUGGACCGUCCGAGCUACAACCAGGUGUACGCUGACCUUUCGACUGCCUUCACGAUUCUGAUCGGUAUCUUCUUCCCGUCGGUAACUGGCAUUAUGGCUGGCUCGAACCGUUCCGGCGAUUUGGCGGACGCACAAAAAAGUAUUCCCAUCGGUACGAUUGGUGCCAUCGUGACGACCUCGACCGUGUAUCUGUCGUGCGUGCUGCUGUUUGCCGGCACCGUCGACAACCUACUGCUGCGUGACAAGUUCGGACAGUCCAUCGGUGGCAAGCUGGUGGUCGCGAACAUGGCCUGGCCCAAUCAGUGGGUUAUCCUGAUCGGCUCCUUCCUGUCCACGCUCGGUGCCGGGCUGCAGAGCUUGACCGGCGCGCCCCGGCUGCUGCAGGCCAUCGCGAAGGACGGUAUCAUCCCGUUCCUGGAACCGUUCGCCGUCUCGUCCAAGCGCGGCGAGCCGACGCGUGCCCUCAUCCUGACGCUGCUCAUCUGCCAGUGCGGCAUCCUGCUCGGCAACGUCGAUCUGCUCGCACCGCUGCUGUCCAUGUUCUUCCUGAUGUGCUACGGCUUCGUCAAUCUGGCCUGCGCCCUGCAGACGCUGCUGCGCACACCGAACUGGCGGCCACGCUUCAAGUACUACCACUGGUGCUUGUCGCUGAUUGGGCUGACGCUCUGCAUUUCCAUCAUGUUCAUGACCUCGUGGUACUUUGCGCUGAUUGCGAUGGGAAUGGCCGUGCUAAUUUACAAGUACAUCGAGUACCGUGGUGCCGAGAAGGAAUGGGGUGACGGUAUCCGUGGUAUCGCCCUGUCCGCCGCCCGCUACUCGCUGCUCCGCCUGGAGGAGGGCCCGCCGCACACGAAGAACUGGCGCCCGCAGAUCCUGAUGCUGGCCAAGCUGAACGACGACUUUACGCCCAAGUACCGCAAGCUGUUCUCGUUCGUCUCGCAGCUGAAGGCGGGCAAGGGUUUGGCCGUGGUCGUGUCGCUCAUACCGGGCGAUUUUACGCGGCGGGCGGGCGAGGCCGCCGCCGCCAAGCAAGCGCUGCGCAAGGUCAUGGACGACGAGAAGGUGAAGGGCUUCUGCGACGUGCUGGUGGCUUCGAACAUUGCCGAUGGACUCUCACACGCCGUGCAAACCAUUGGGCUCGGGGGCAUGAAGCCGAACACGGUCAUCAUCGGCUGGCCGUACGGUUGGCGUCAGAGCGAGGACGAUCGCACCUGGCACGUGUUCCUGCAAACGGUGCGCCACGUUAGUGCCGCCCGGAUGGCGCUGCUCGUCCCGAAGGGCAUCAACUUCUUCCCGGCCAUCGGCGAUAAGAUUGCUGGAAACAUUGACAUCUGGUGGAUUGUGCACGACGGCGGGCUGCUGAUGCUGCUGCCGUUCCUGCUGAAGCAACACCGCUCGUGGAAGAACUGCAAGAUGCGCAUCUUCACCGUCGCCCAGAUGGAGGACAACUCCAUCCAGAUAAAGAAGGAUCUGAAGAUGUUCCUGUACCAUCUGCGCAUCGAAGCGGAAGUGGAGGUCGUUGAAAUGAUGGAUAGCGAUAUCUCGGCGUACACCUACGAGCGGACGCUUAUGAUGGAGCAGCGCAACCAGAUGCUGAGAAAACUUCGUUUGAACAAGCGCGAAAAGGAGAACGUGGUGGAUAACAUGGUGGAGUUCACUCAGGCCACCGCUAACGGAGAGGAUCGAACACCGCUGGUACAAGCCAUCGUUGACCAUCAUCAUCACAAUGACAACAAUACCAAGACCGCGUCCAAGGUUCGGUUCGCUGAUCCAUCCGAGAACAAAGAGGCCGGAAGCGAGGAAGCCGACCGGGAGGAAAAGAAUGAGACUGAAUCCGAAAAGGACAAGGACACCAAAGAAGCCACCGAUAGCGACAAGGAAGCGGCCGGUGCCGAAAAGCUGGCCAACAAUGUGUCCGUCUCGCCCGUCAAGGAUAAGAAGGCCGGCGGCGAUGCAGCGAAGGUGGCGGACGACGUAAAGUCUGCCUUCAAACCGGACGAGGGCAACGUCAGACGGAUGCACACGGCUGUGAAACUGAACGAGGUUAUAGUGAACAAAUCGCACGAUGCUCAACUGGUCAUACUCAAUCUGCCCGGCCCACCGAAGGAAACGUACAUGGAGCGGGAAAGCAACUAUAUGGAAUUCCUGGAGGUUCUUACCGAAGGUCUCGAGCGUGUGCUGAUGGUGCGAGGCGGCGGACGGGAAGUCAUCACGAUCUACUCUUAAAUCGCUAUCGCGCCUGCCGACAAAACCACACUGAUCGUAUGUACGGGUGAGUGUGUGUGUGUGUGUGUGUGAGUGACACACACACAUCUCGCCAACAACAACAACAACAACAACAGCAACGGGCAGCAAACGCUUCGUCCAGUUUUCCAGCCCGCUUUCCGCAAGGACACGUUUCGUGGGGGGGGAGGGCGGGCAUGCGUAACCGAUAUUACGAACUCAUCCAUCGAGGCCAUCGUAUUUUAGCUGUAAGAAUGUAAACGCCCUUCUUCCCAUUUCCUAAUGAACACGCGAAUGUACCAACAUACACAAACAAACACACAUACAUACACAACGUAAUGGAAGCAGCUCUCGAAACCGAAACCAAAAACAAGGAAGAGAAAAACAAGCUCGAUCAAAUCAAUGGGUGUCUGGGAGAUCGCCCACAAGUAAGGCUAGCUUUUCGAAUAGAAGAAUACCCGUAGUAUGUUAAGGCGUUAUUAAGUGUCGUGUGCGGUUCGGGUUUUGUGCCAUUGGAACGGCUCUAUCUUUUUACACUACUGGUGUUUAGUGCUGGGCGAGGGGAUGGGGAGUGUUAUGGAAGGGGGAUACGAAAAUGUGUGUGUGUGUGUUUUGGUCUAGUUAAUGCCGAUAGGCUGAAAGGAACCCCGAUCGUCGGUGUUUGUGUUGUGUACGUUGAAUUUGCUAGUUUAAUCACGAGAGCAUCGUCGCAUUCAAAACCACCGAAAUCGUACGUGGACAGAAAGCCCAUAGAGAUUCCCAACUAUUUGUUAUUCCUUAAAGUAUUUAUGUUUUAUUUUCCAAUUAGCUCCAAUCAUUUCCCAUCCCCUUAAAAGCACACACACAAAAAGGCACUGGCGUAUCGAUAGCUCGAUCGUUUACCGAAUCUGUCGAAUACGAAUACAGUUGGAAAACGGAUGUGCUGUGGCCGGUACAAAGUACAAACUCCUCUAGGUAACACACACACACACACUAAAAAGGGCCCUUCAUUGCAUUACAUGACAAGGCAUCCAAUUGCAUCCCAUGCCUGACUUCCCCGAACCCGGUAAAUUCGAUGUGAUAAGUUCAAACAAAACAUUUAACUGUUAUUAAGCUCUGCGCGGGAGAGGAUGGGGAUGACGAAAGCGCUCUCGUCACACACACACACACACUUACAACUGGAGACAACUGGUCAGUUUAAAUUUCCCACACAAGCAAUAGACAGUGAUGAGAAUGUGAUGCGUUGCGUUGUUUCUGUGUGUAUCCCACUCCCCCCGGAACAAGAUAAACACAAAAAAAAACCCCCAAACUGUUACAGUAUAGUAGAACUCUUACGUGCCUAUAGUCUGUUAACAACUCGAACCGAACGCAACGCGCGGAAAUGGAAAACAAAAGUAUUUGAAUGAAUGAUAUAAAGAAGGGAGGAAAAACAAAGAAGAGCAGUGCAAAAAAAGAAGUACGAAAUACACCGUAACACAACACAACACACACACACAACUAAAUACGCAGAGCUAAUAUUUCCAAAACUCGAUACCAAAACAGAAAGACUUUGCCAACAAACAAACAAAAAACAAAAACUGGCGGAAAAGCGAAGAUGCAAACGAAACAAGGCGAAUUAGGUAAACCCGUGCAGGUGUUGACUAAAUGUCUCCCUCCACACCAACCAGCGGAUGCCAGCCUAUUGAUUCGCUUGUUUUCCGUCCCAGUGUACUUGUGCUUUCGUUGCGCCGUUUAGUUGUCUGCUUUACUAAACACUAAGUAAUUUGUUCGAUUUUUUAGCUUUUAUUUUUACGUUUGUUUUGUUUUCUUUUUUGUUGUUUUUUAUCACUGAAUGAGUUAUAGAUUUACUUUCACUUGAUCGCAGUAAUCGGAGCGGUUUAUCGAUUGUGAAACGGGUUGUGCUUUUGUUUUUCUUUGUUUUAUACGAAAGAAAUGUAUAUUUUAGUAGUUUACUUCUCAGGUAAGUGAGUGUUUUUUUAUUUUUGUUUUCCGUGUUACUAUUAUUUUUGUAUUCAUUUAUUUAUCUAUUUCAAUAUCUAUUUCUUUACUGUAGCAAAUGGACAAAUGAAGCUUAUAUUAAAAAAUAAAUAAAACAAAACGGAUUUAAUCGGUGAGUGAAUGACAUACCAAAAUUCCUCGGCCUACUAUAACAAACCCACGUUACAACAAAACAACAACAAACUCGCACAUACACACAAACACACAUUUACAGAACGAAUAGUACUGAGAGAGAAAAAAAAAGCAAAGCAAACAAGUAAAAUGAAUACAACCAAGUCUACUACUACCGUUCAACCAACGAACGAACCUUCACUUACCUUCAUUGGCAAAGCUGAAACGAAGAAAAAAAAAACAAAACAAAAACACGAUAUAAUGCAGUCUUUUGCGUACCAUAGAUUUAUUAGCAAGUAGACACAUGACGUAACACGCAACACCGUAAACACAAUAUAAAAGUAUAAAGCAUUGAAGCUCACAGCACACCAGGCGUAACACAAAAAGGGGAAAAGAAACUACAAAACGGUCGAUCGAUGAGUACAUGUGGAGCCCUUCGAACGCGACAUUUACUAAACAAUAACAACAAAACAAACAAAGAAAUGAUAUUAACAUAUUUAAGACUGUGUUUUUAUGUUGAAUUUUUGUGUCUCCGUUUAUUACGUACAUAUAUGCCAUACAUUAUGGAAGUAGGUAUAUAAAAAAAAAAACAAAGAAACAUGGACAAGUACGCGUACGUGUUAUGUGUGUGUGUUGUGGAAGGAAGAGAACACAAAACGAAGCGAAAGCGUAAAGGAGAAGAAAGAAAAACAGCCAAAUCUCCCACCAUGCUGAACAAACAAACAAACAAAUGUCAAAUGUGCGGUGGGCUUAGUGGGCAACAAAAUUCAACACUUAACAUUUACCACGUUUUGCGAAUAUAUUACAAACAAAACAAAACAAAACAAACAAAAAAGAAAGCAUACUUAUAAUGAUAUAAACAGUAACGCAUGUAGCUGUAAGUCAUCGCCGUUGGGCAUCGAUCCAGUCGGAAUCCAGUCCGGCGAAACUGGAACAUUCAAGAACAACAACAGCAGAACAACAAUAAUAUACAAAAGCUGAAAACUUCUUUAUCCUUCAUAUACCCACUCACACACCAUAACGAGCAUAUGCAUAGAUUGUACGAUCUCUAGGACACUUGCUUGCUGGUGAUGGCUGAUGGCUGCAGCAGAAGCGAAAUGGUCAAACAAA
This is a messenger RNA of Anopheles merus, 8001 nucleotides long. RefSeq names its product solute carrier family 12 member 4 (gene kcc). The coding region runs from base 1510 to 4806 and encodes 1098 amino acids. Gene Ontology annotation, molecular function: potassium:chloride symporter activity. The transcript is spliced from 25 exons. Gene Ontology annotation, cellular component: membrane. The record is from RefSeq and is a predicted model, not a curated record. Gene Ontology annotation, biological process: chemical synaptic transmission; chloride transmembrane transport; potassium ion import across plasma membrane. NCBI's taxonomy places the organism in Eukaryota, Metazoa, Arthropoda, Insecta, Diptera, Culicidae.